ACAUGUCUCUCCCCAAGCGAAUCAUCAAGGAGACAGAACGGCUCGUAGCGGAUCCCGCGCCUGGAAUCACUGCGUCGCCGCAUGACGACAACCUCCGAUACUUCGAUGUCACGAUCCAAGGACCCGAUGGGAGCCCCUUCCAGAAUGGAGUGUUUAGGUUGGAGCUGUUCCUGCCAGAAGAAUACCCCAUGAGCCCUCCGAAGGUUCGCUUCCUGACCAAGAUCUACCACCCUAAUAUCGACAAGCUUGGCCGUAUCUGUCUGGAUAUCCUGAAAGACAAGUGGUCGCCCGCGCUCCAGAUCCGCACCGUCCUGCUCUCCGUCCAGGCGCUCCUCAGCGCACCGAACCCGGACGACCCCCUCGCGACGGACGUCGCGAAGCACUACAAGGAGAACGAGGUCGACGCGCAGCGCGUCAGCCGCGAGUGGACCGAGAAGUACGCCAACGCCUAGCGACCGCGUGCAUAGCCGGGGCUGCGGCCGCGCGGGGUGGUUUGCGAGCGGUUGCAUUGACGAAUCACGAGAUCACGAGAGUACUGUGUGAAGCAGCGCCUAGAAGUCUUGGAAUGGUGGAAUGUACGUUGUUGGCUUGUUGUGUUAUCAUCUCAUUUCGACUUGC
Trametes versicolor FP-101664 SS1 is the source of this 618-nucleotide messenger RNA. Its product is annotated as ubiquitin-conjugating enzyme. The transcript has 6 exons. The annotation marks the transcript as partial. The record is from RefSeq and is a predicted model, not a curated record. Gene Ontology annotation, cellular component: nucleus. NCBI's taxonomy places the organism in Eukaryota, Fungi, Basidiomycota, Agaricomycetes, Polyporales, Polyporaceae. Gene Ontology annotation, biological process: DNA damage tolerance; protein K63-linked ubiquitination. Gene Ontology annotation, molecular function: ubiquitin conjugating enzyme activity.